CUCCGCCUAUAAACCCCCUCACGCCCUUUCUCCCUUCUCUGCACACACAGAAAUUCACACCCAAGCCGCUGUCACAAGCAAGGCAUCCACACACACACAGAGAGGUAGAGAGGGCGAGAUGAAGGUGGAGGUGGUGGAGACGACGCUGGUGGCGCCGAGCGAGGCGACGCCGCAGCACGCGCUGUGGCUCUCCAACCUCGACCUCGCCGUGCCCAAGACGCACACCCCGCUGGUCUACUACUACCCCGCGCCCUCGCCGCCGCCGGCGGAUGCGGGGGCGGAGGCGGAGGCGGAGGGGUUCUUCGCACCGGAGAGGCUGCGGGAGGCGCUGGCGAGGGCGCUGGUGCCGUUCUACCCGCUGGCGGGGCGGCUGGCGGCGGGGCCCGGCGGCCGGCUCGAGAUCGACUGCAACGGCGAGGGGGCGCUGUUCGUCGUCGCCAGGGCCGACUUCACCGGCGACGAGAUGUUCACCGACUUCGAGCCCUCCCCCGAGGCCCGCCGCCUCCUCGUCCCCUUCGCCGCCUCCGGCGAGCCCCCCUGCGUCCUCGCCAUGGUCCAGGUGACGUUCCUGAAGUGUGGAGGCGUGGCCGUCGGCACGGGCAUGCACCAUGUCACGAUGGACGGCGCGGGCGCGUUCCAGUUCAUCCGGACGUGGACGGGGCUGUCGCGUGGGCUCGACGCCGCGGCCGCGUCGCCGUCGCCGCCGUCGCACGACCGCACCCUCCUCCGGGCGCGCUCGCCGCCGCACGUCCCGUUCGAGCACCCGGUGUACUCCCCGAGCUACCUCAACGGGCUGCCGCGGCCGUUCGUGACCCGCGUCUACUCCGUCCCGCCCAAGCUCCUCGCCGACAUCAAGGCCGCCUGCGCCCCCGGCGUGUCCACGUACGGCGCGGUGACCGCGCACCUGUGGCGCGCCAUGUGCGUCGCCCGGGGGCUCCCCCACGACGCCGAGUCGCGGCUGCGCGUCCCGGCCAACAUCCGGCAGCGCGUCCGCCCGCCGCUCCCGUCGCCCUACUUCGGCAACGCCAUCGUGCGCGACCUCGUCACGGUGCCCGUCCGCGACAUCCUGUCGCAGCCGCUGGGGUUCGUGGCGGAGCGGAUCAAGCACGCGGUGGCGCGCGUGGACGACGCGUUCGUCCGCUCGGUGAUCGACUUCCUGGAGCUGGAGUCCGAGAAGGGGAACCAGGCGGCGCGCGGGCAGUUCAUGCCGGAGACGGACCUGUGGGUGGUGAGCUGGCUCGGGAUGCCCAUCUACGACGCCGACUUCGGGUGGGGGCGCCCGGCGUUCGUGGCGCCGGCGCAGAUGUUCGGCAGCGGCACGGCGUACGUGACGCAGGCGCCGGACAAGGACGACGGCAGCGGCGGCGGCGUGUCCGUGCUGUUCGCGCUCGAACCGGAGUACAUCCAGUGCUUUGAGAAGGCCUUCUACGGCACAGAGUGAUAUGAUGCGGCGGCGGCGGCGGUGGCCGGAGUUUAGAGCUGGAGGACAUCGAGCGACCUGGGAUGCAUGAUGACGCCGAGGUGGUGUCGACGUCUGCUGACUCUGUGUCAUGCUCAAUACAUAACAUAAUAUGCGUUAUUUGAUUUGCGGUAGAAGUAUUUAGUGUAUGCUGGUACUGUGCAACAGUGCAAGUGUAAUGAGCUGCUGCCUUGUUGGUUGCAGCUCUCUCUACACAGACACUUUGGUCUGUCUUAAGUUCGUAUGUACAAAAAAAAAAUCAAAUGGAAAUGAAAAUGACUAUGGAAGCAAAGAAAGUUCGCAAGCAAA
Messenger RNA from Oryza sativa Japonica Group (Japanese rice), 1768 nucleotides. Its product is annotated as putrescine hydroxycinnamoyltransferase 1-like. Gene Ontology annotation, molecular function: acyltransferase activity, transferring groups other than amino-acyl groups. The record is from RefSeq and is a predicted model, not a curated record. Lineage: Eukaryota; Viridiplantae; Streptophyta; Magnoliopsida; Poales; Poaceae.